This is a messenger RNA of Strongylocentrotus purpuratus (purple sea urchin), 1582 nucleotides long. RefSeq names its product histone PARylation factor 1 (gene hpf1). Gene Ontology annotation, cellular component: nucleus. Gene Ontology annotation, biological process: regulation of protein ADP-ribosylation; DNA damage response. Lineage: Eukaryota; Metazoa; Echinodermata; Echinoidea; Camarodonta; Strongylocentrotidae. Bases 137 to 1369 code for a protein of 410 amino acids. The record is from RefSeq and is a predicted model, not a curated record. Gene Ontology annotation, molecular function: poly-ADP-D-ribose binding; histone binding. The transcript has 7 exons.
UUGUUUUGGUCUAGCUCCACACAUGUAAAGUGAAUGUUGAAGUUGUUCAGAUCAUAAUCCAAGGACAAUUGUGUUGAACACUCGCGCUAAUAAUUACAAAGAUUAGUCUAGCCUAGACUUUAUUAAAGUGAUUGACAUGGCAGAGAACCUUAACUGUCAAUAUGGAGCGAAAUGUUACCGAAAGAGUGAGGAGCAUCUCAAGAAAUUCAAACAUCCAGCAAGGAGAACAAACGAGGACUCGGCCUCGGAGGAGGAUGAAUCGGAUUUGACAAGUCAACCAUCAAAACGUCAAAAACUGUCUGAAGAUCAAGAAGCGGAUUGUGAAGAGCAGAAUCAGCUCCCUAGCAGAACUGAAGAGCUUGAAGAAGAGGAGUUGGAGGAAACUUGUCCAAUUGAAAAUGAAGAUGCUGAUGAGAACCCUGGUACUCCUCCAAACAUAGACAUCCAAGAAGAGUUGAGGUUAAAGUUCAAAGUUGAGAUGCCACAAGAUUUCUUUGAUUUCUGGGAUUACUGUAAGAGCAUCAAUCCAGCCAAGCCUUCAGAAGCAUUGAAAGAAGAUAUUGGCUUGGUGCUUGGAGGUCCGUAUGAUGUCAUGGCAGGCAGGCUGAAAUGUGUCAAAGGUCAGAGACCCAAUUAUUUAUUGCACCAUAGGUUCUUCUACGACCCUCCAGAGUUUCAGACAGUGCUUCUAGGAGACGAGAAGAAACAACAUCACCUGGGGUACUAUAGGGAUGAACCACAGAAAGUUCCAGUUUUUAUUGCGUCAAACUCAGCUACAGAGGGCUGUACCAUUACAACUCAGGGAGAGAAUAUCUUUGCUGCAGUGAAGUUACACAUAGAUAGACUGAUCAAACAGACCAAGGACAAGAAGAGGUUAGAAGGUUUGAAGAAGGUGGAUAAGUCUCUGACAGAGUGGGCCAAGAAAUCUAACCACUCUCUGGAAGCUAAGACAAAGAACAUGAAAGGUCGAGAUAAGAAGGUGGUCACUAAGACAUUCCACAAGGCUGGAAUCGUUGUACCCUUGGACAGUACGGGGGUCGGUUACAGGGAACUUCCAGAAACAGAUGGUGACUUGAAGAAGAUCCUGAAGAAGAUCGUUGAGAGUGAAACUGAGCAGGUGAGAGCUCGAUAUUCAGACAGCCUUCAGGAGAUCAUCACCUUGAUCCAGUUUGCUAACGAUGAGUGCGACUACGGCCAGGGCUACGAGCUGGGCUUAGAUCUCUUCUGCUUUGGAAAUGAACGUUUUCAUUCGAUGAUCGGAAUGCUUCUGUCGGUCGCCUACCAGCUUCUCGGGAGAGAAGAGUUUGGGGAAAUCCUAGAUGCUCACUUGAAAGAACGCGAGAAGGAUAAUGUUAGUAAAAUCUUAUAGCCCAAAAUACACUUUCUUAUGGGUAAGUUCAUUUUGAGUGAUGUCAGAGAUAGCUUCAGUGAGGAAGAAGGAAUCUUCAAACCAUUUUGUUUCAGUUAGAAUAGGCUCUUGAAGCAAGCAAAAUGCAGAAGAGAUGACUGGAUUUUUACGUAGUGGUUCUGUUAUUAGAGAUUAUCAAAGCUAACUUGUGAAUGGUUUAUGUGAGAGAAAAUA